Messenger RNA from Symbiodinium necroappetens, 615 nucleotides. Lineage: Eukaryota; Dinophyceae; Suessiales; Symbiodiniaceae. The record is from the annotation of a GenBank genome assembly.
AUGGUGCAAGGCCUUCUCGGCAGCCUCCUCGGCGUUAGCGGUGCGGCCGCUGCCGCGUCUGCCGUGCCGUCGGUGCCUUUGGCAGCGGCCGUGGCUUGCGCAGGCGCCCUGCCGCCUCUUGCUGCUUUGUGGAUGGUGCCCAGUCAAAUGAGGGAUGCUGCCGCAGGCUUCGUGGAGGAGGUGCUGGUUCUUGUUCCGUGGCCCAACAAGCCCAGCGUGCAGGAAGAGGAGCAAGCACGAAGUGCAGCCGGACCUCCUGAAGGGCCUGCGUGCUCCGCCGCCGACGAGUCUGUUAGAGCCAGCAGCGAGCUGCUUGCCGCUUUCCACGGGGUCGAUGUCUUGCUGCACUGUCCUUUCUUGGUUCGCCAUCUUCGCUUGGAGGAGGGGCAACAAGCCAAGCCACUGCUGCGGCGUUCUGGCUUUGUGGCAGACAGCCGGCCAAGCUUUCGCCACUUAUGCAGCCUUCCAUCCUCGGAGGGCGGCCAGUCCCGAGUGGGGCGGCGCGGGCCGCUGCACAUAAAUCCGACCGAGGGCCUCUCGACGGAUUCCGCACUGCUCGCUGCGCUGCUACGGAGUCCGAAGGUGCUGGCCUCGGAGCACAUGGAAAGUCGGGAG